GUUUUUUUUCCCCAUAUAAAUAGGGUAAAAAUUUUCAAAUAUGCUAUCAUUACAAUUGAGAAGACAAAUUAGAAAAAAAAAUCAUGUCUAAAUUUUUAUUCAUUUUUUGUGCCUUCCUUUUGGCGGCAGGUUCAGUAUAUGGCGAAGAAGUUGGUAAAGUAAUGCAAAUGAAAAAUGAGGUAGUGGAUGCAGCUGAAACUGCAAUAAAAAAUCUUGAAACAAAAUUAAAUGAAUAUUCAGAACCAAUUAAAAAAUUAAUUUCGACAUUACAAACUAAAGCAACUAAUCUUCGUAGUAGUGUUUACAAUCAAAUUGUCAACGUGGAACAAGAGGUGUUGCCAAAAAUUGAUAAAGUAAUAUCAGACGCUGCUGGCUCUGAUGUAGAGGAAUGCAAAAAAAUGGCAACAUCUGUUAAGCCAAUUGCAAGCGAAACAUUCAAGGAAUCAACUCAAUGUAUGACAGAUCUUGUCGAUAAAGCUGUCAAUACUUGGAAUAAUAUUUUUAAAGAAUCGCAAGAGGCUUUGGAUAAUUUGUUCCAAGUGAAAAAAGAAGCCACAGUUUGUGUGAAAAAUAUUGAUACUUGGCAAAGUGCCACCAGCGCCUCCUAUUGUGUCACUAAGGUUGCAGCAGUUGGAACAUGGGAAACAGUAACAAAUGUUCCGGCUAUUAUUUUAGAAAUUACCAAUUUGUAUUGGCAAAUUCAAACAUUUGCACCACAAUUAAAAGCUUGUGCUGUACAAAAAGGUGUUCAAAAAGUCAAAGAAACUAGUGAGGGUGUUCUUAAAAAUGUUGUCACUUGCGUUAAAGCGAAAAUAUCCGAAAAAACAGGAAAAUCAGAAAAAUCGUGGGUAAGGUCAUUGAUAUCAUGGUAAAAAAAAAUAUUUGAAAGCAUUUUUUAAAUUGUCUACUUUAAAAAAAAAAAUUCUUUAAAUUAUUUUUAGAGAAUUUAAAAAGAAUUUUCUAAUAAAAAUUGUGAUGAAUUUAAUUUUUAAUUUGAAAGAGACAAUUUUGUAAAUAAUUUAGGUACACGUACCUGAGAAUUCCAUUGAACGUUAAAAUUGUGACUUAAAAUCCCCUUUGGAAGAGUCGAUUCGAAUUCUGUAACAGAAGAAAUAAAUUGAAUGAUAAAUAAAUAUUUUUUAAAAAAAAAUA
Messenger RNA from Leptopilina boulardi, 1152 nucleotides. RefSeq lists its product as uncharacterized. The coding region runs from base 84 to 872 and encodes 262 amino acids. Lineage: Eukaryota; Metazoa; Arthropoda; Insecta; Hymenoptera; Figitidae. The transcript has 4 exons. The record is from RefSeq and is a predicted model, not a curated record.